AUGAUUGAUGAUAAUGAUCUGGGUUUCUUUGCCAAUUUUCUUGGUGUUUUCAUCUUUGUGCUGGUGAUAGCAUACCACUAUGUCGUGGCUGACCCAAAGUAUGAAGGAAACUAG
Molecule: messenger RNA, 114 nt
Organism: Lathyrus sativus (Indian pea)
Lineage: Eukaryota; Viridiplantae; Streptophyta; Magnoliopsida; Fabales; Fabaceae
Source: the annotation of a GenBank genome assembly